Verticillium nonalfalfae is the source of this 699-nucleotide messenger RNA. RefSeq lists its product as uncharacterized. NCBI's taxonomy places the organism in Eukaryota, Fungi, Ascomycota, Sordariomycetes, Glomerellales, Plectosphaerellaceae. The coding region runs from base 1 to 699 and encodes 232 amino acids. The record is from RefSeq and is a predicted model, not a curated record. Gene Ontology annotation, molecular function: 2 iron, 2 sulfur cluster binding; quinol-cytochrome-c reductase activity. Gene Ontology annotation, cellular component: membrane. The transcript is spliced from 4 exons. Gene Ontology annotation, biological process: mitochondrial electron transport, ubiquinol to cytochrome c.
AUGGCGCCCCUCGCAAACGCUUCCCGCACCUGCCUGCGCCAGCUCUCGCGGUCCGCGGCGGCUCCCACCCGGGCGCUGAGCACGACGGCCGCCCGCGCCGACUACACCCCCCACAGCUACUCGAGCCCCUUCAAGGGUGCGCAGAAGGGCGAUGAUAUUCCCGACUUCUCCAAGUACAUGAGCAAGGGCAGCGGCGCCAAGAACCACCUUUUCUCCUACUUCAUGGUCGGCACCAUGGGCGCAAUCACGGCCGCGGGUGCCAAGUCUACCGUUCAGGAGUUCCUCGUCAACAUGUCCGCCUCCGCUGACGUUUUGGCCAUGGCCAAGGUCGAGGUCGACCUCAGCGCCAUUCCCGAGGGCAAGAACGUCGUCAUCAAGUGGCGCGGAAAGCCCGUCUUCGUUCGCCACCGCACUCAGGCCGAGAUUGACGAGGCCAACAAGAUCAACGUUGCCUCCCUACGUGACCCCCAGAACGACAGCGACCGUGUCAAGCAGCCCGAGUGGCUCGUCAUGCUUGGUGUCUGCACCCACCUGGGUUGUGUCCCCAUCGGCGAGGCCGGUGACUACGGCGGUUGGUUCUGCCCCUGCCACGGUUCCCACUACGACAUCUCGGGCCGUAUCCGCAAGGGCCCUGCCCCUCUCAACCUCGAGGUCCCCGAAUACGACUUCCCCGAGGAGGGCAAGCUCGUCAUCGGUUAA